AUGGGCCAGUGCCAUUCUGCAGGACAUAUCUCGCAUCUCAACACCUACGAUCACCAUAACUUGCAACUAUUUAUGCUAGAGCCACAGCCCGCAACCACGGUGGUUUUCAAGACGUCCAAAGGGCCACUUGAGUUGCAAUUGUGGACGAAGGAGAUAGUAUGUGCUCGAAAAUUCGUUGAAAAAUGCUCCACGGGAUUUUCAGGUGGUUUAACGUUUUCCAAGGCUGUCCACGAUAAUGUCAUUGAGGCUCAAGCCAGUACAAUUGAGUACGAUAUGGACCUUGAGAGUCACCCAAGGAUCAAUUUUAGCCAGAGAGGGUACGUAGGAGCACUCAAGGACGAAAAGAGUGGGAAGUUCAGUGCUGAUGGGAUCUUCAUAACGAUGAAAGAAUUUCCUACUUUUCACAAAAAAUAUACUGUGAUAGGAAAGGUCACCACAGACACAUUUUUUACUGUUCUCAAGAUAACAGAGGGCGAAAAUGAAGAAGGAAAGCUUGUUUAUCCUGUUAGUGCUACGCCUAUAAGCAUUGAUGGAGAUGAAACUAAAGUUCAAGUCAUAGAACCAAGUCUGGUUCGGUCUGAAAAUUUUCAACAAACUGCUAAAAAGACAAAGCGGAGGGUUGCGUUGGACUAUGACGAGCAACCAGACAUCGAGGUGAAGAGGGUGAAGAUGAAACUGGCGUACGAAUUGUUGGGGGAGAGGAAAAAAAGUGAAGAAAAAAGUGGACAAAAGAGUGAAGUAAAGAAGGAAGAAGGUGAACUGAAGAGUGAAGAAAAGAGAAAUGAACAAAACCGUGAAGUAAAGAAUGGUGAAAAGACACAGAAUGAGGACAAGAAUGCUGAAAAAGUUAAUGAGAACGACGACAAAGACAAGAAUGAAAAUGACAAAACGAAAGAAGAGAAGUAUAAUGAUAGAGAAACAACAAAAAUCAAUGAUGCUGAACCGCUAGCAGAGCCAUCUGAGUUAUCAAAAAACAAAGAUAUACGGAGUCAGAAAGAAAUCACUUUCUUACAAGAGCCAAAGAGCAGAGAUCAGUACAAACAGCUUUCCAGUACUUCAAAAAGACGACGAAGCUUUGCCUAUAAUCCAGCAUUGGAUUUCGACUCUUCAGAUGAAAAACCGCCUACUAAUUUGAAGACUCAUGUAUACAAGUGA
Meyerozyma guilliermondii ATCC 6260 is the source of this 1155-nucleotide messenger RNA. RefSeq lists its product as uncharacterized. Gene Ontology annotation, molecular function: peptidyl-prolyl cis-trans isomerase activity. Gene Ontology annotation, biological process: protein peptidyl-prolyl isomerization. The transcript has a single exon. The record is from RefSeq and is a predicted model, not a curated record. The coding region runs from base 1 to 1155 and encodes 384 amino acids. Lineage: Eukaryota; Fungi; Ascomycota; Pichiomycetes; Serinales; Debaryomycetaceae.